AAAAAGCGAUAGUGAUUGAUUCGCGUUUCUAAAUAUUUUUGAGGUUUUUGCUACAAAAAUUAAAGCAAAUUAAUAUUUUCUACGUGUAAAAAUGCCAACCUAAUAUUUUACAUGCUAAAAAUCUGUUUAAAUCUCUGUUACUUUAAUCGAAGUAAAUAUAAGAGAAUUGUCCCCAUUGAUUUUUUUUUAUUUUAAACAGUGGCUUUAUUGUUAAUAAUAGCUAUUUUAAAUCACUUUGUGUGUGACGUGGCUGUGCUAAGAUACAAAUCGGACACAAUAUAAUAAUGUGAAAUAGGAAUUAUUUGUUGUGAUGGAUGAAAGCAAAAAGAACUCCCCUUGUGAGGUUUGCAGAAACCGUGCAGGUACGGUGAUAUUUAAAGAAGUAGAACUCUUACGGGAACACUUAGCGGAGCGUGAUACACAUGUCAUAGCACUCGAGACAGAGUUCCUGAAAUACACAAAACGCACCAAUGACUUAGAAGAGCAAGUGGGACAUUGGAGAGAGAAGUACGAAAGGUUAUAUGAUUCCCACAAGAGGGUCCAGAAACUCAACCAAGUACUCGAAGAUAAGUUGCUGCAAAUGGUUGACAAGAUGAAAGGUGAAAAAAGUCAACUCACCAAAGACAUAGCAACAUUAUCAGUGCGACUAGCGGAAUCCAAACAUAAUUAUAGCAUGCUUCAAAAGGAGAAUGAGAGGUAUAAAAAUGACAUGAACUUAGCAAUACAACUACUACAGUGCAAACCAGACAACUUUGUUUCUCAAAAACUGGAUAAUCUUCCAGUUGACACUCAAGCGAGAGUUUCCCAAUAUGUGAUGUCCAAAACACCCAAAGCUACCAGUUCAAACCAAUCAAAGAAUGGUAACGAUAUUGACACUUUCGACGCGAGUGAGUACGAAUUCAAUAUUUCUGCUUCACUUAUGUCCAAAAUCCUCGAGGACAGCAUUCAAGAUUCUGUAACAAAGCACUGCGAUACGUGCACUUGUUCGAAAACUCAAAGCAAGCCGUUCUGUUACAACGAAAGCUAUUACACUGUAGCAACUCAAACACUCAUGACAGGGGAAUUCCAAGCACCUCUAUGCUCUCACUGCAACACCGAAAUAAAAUCCAUGAACUCGAUCCUAAGUAUUAGAAGUGAUUCCCCUCAUAAAAUAACAUUGGUUAACGAGAAAACUAUCAACACAGGUUUAUACAUACUCCCGCACGACGAAACUCCUAAAGUAAACAAUAAUGUUGAUCAUGAAAUUAAUGAAAUUAUGACACCGAAUGAUGUCAUAAAUGAGCUAUUGAAGCCUGAUGAAAAGAUUAGAUUCGAUCUAAACGGUCCCAAAGAUAACGUUUUGAAAAUCAAUGAAGAUAUUAACGUUAAGAAAGUCGUAGCACCUCCGCCUAUAUCUCUGGAACCAUCUAUACAUCAUAAGCUUUGCGAUAGAACAAGGAACUCUAUUUCUAGUAAGAAAAGUAGCAUCCAAGGUGCCCCUCAUCAUGACUUGCACGUUAAAGAACUUCCUAACGAUAAAGACGUAAAACCGGAAGCUCAAUACUUACUGCCGGACACCAAUAAAUCUAUAAGAAAGGGUUCAUUAGGUUCAAUGGGCGUCGCGAGUCGUACGUCGUCCAUAGCUAAGUCGACCGUAAGCACUCAUAAAUCUAAUACGCAAGUUGGUCCCGGGCCAAGAUUUUGUCACUUACGUAUGCAGGCCGGCUCCAAAAAUAUUCUACUAGACAACGCCGAACCAGAUGUGCCGCCCGUGCUGUAUAGACGCCAGAGCAAGUGCCACGAAAACAAUAUAUUUAAAGAUCUAACCGACGGCCUCGACAAUUUUAUCGACUUAGAUAGAAAUGACGAUAGUAAGGAUGAGAAUAAAAAUGAUAAUGUUGUCGUUGAGAGUACAUUGAUCGAUGUACAUGUGGAUAGUAACAAUAAGGAGGUUAGUUCCGAAGUGAAAAAUGGUACGAUUAAUCCUAUUCUACUGAAUGUCUCUUCAUCGCCUCUGCAGCCGUUGAAAACGCACAAUUUCCUCAAUAGUACGGAAUGUAAUAAUAACACGCAAGUCGGGAAUCCAGAAAAUGUAUCUGAGAUUGAUACUCUACUCAGUGACUUGAUAGCCCCACCUAAAAUAACACCAGACAGUAACGAAACAAAUGAAAUAGCUAAGCCAGAAGAGGUUCCAACUCCAAACGAUAAUCAGGAAAUAAAAAUAUUUAACUUCGAUAGAUAUGAGCAAAGCAAAGUAGAUAGUCAAUUCGCUAGGCCCCUGAAAAAGAUAGACAUGUCCAAACUACAUUCCAUUGAAAACACAAAAAUAUCCAAAGAUUGCCCGCCUCUGGGUGCUGACAUUGAAAAUAACGUUUUGCCGAAGCCGUCCACUGCGAACAUAGUAAACGUAUAUCCCAACUUGACUCAGACGCAUUUGAAAGUAAACGAAACUAAGAAAGUAUUCACGAAUGAGCAGAGCACUAGUUCCCUAUCUAGCGACGAUAGCGCAGCGAUGUUACAGAAGCAGCAGCUACUUAGAGUGGCAGAAUGGGUCGAGAAGAAUCUAGAACAGAGCAAUAUAAACGAUCCUUUGGAAGAGGAAAGUUCUUACUCCACACGCAUAGCAAGGAGAGAAAGCAAAAUAAAUAGACUAACCGAAACCCUGAAUGAGCUAGCCCUAAACAUGCCUCAUCCAGUCAGCAAAUUCUCCAAAUCCUACUCCAGGGACGCUCGCACAAAUUGGGUGCACAAUCUUUCGCAGGACAAGCACAAACCGAACGCAAAGAUAGCAAACGUUGUAAAAGAGACCAUAUUUCCCGUAGAAAGCGAUGAGAAAACGGUGACAGAAGUGAACAAUAAGUACACCUCGCCUAAUAGCGUGACAGAGAGCGACAUAGCUAAGGAUAUACGCGAAGUUUUGAGCACUCAGAAGGGUGAUAAGCGAAUAUCGCCGGAAGAUCUGGCGCGGAUGGAAUACAACGUGAAGAAGUUUCUCCUGAGCGGACCGUACUGGGCCAACCCUAGUUCCUCUGCCAGGAGUCGCCGCACAAGCAGCAAGACUGAGACUGAUGUAUAAAUUCCAAAGGAGCGACAUUCCAUAUUUUUAUAUUUGUAUGUGUCUCGAGUAGCCGUUGCGGAGCAGUGAUUUUUUUCGGUUGUAUCGUCAUAAUUUUGCAUUAGUUCCUGACAACCUAUCAAGAAGAAUAGAUUAAGAAAUUUCAGUGUAAUUGAAGUGAAAUUUUAGUCAGGAAAGUCACUGCAAAUUACAAUAACUUUGAAGAAACUUUCUAGAAACUUCGACACAUUCCAACACCAAGAAAAUUCACUGCUCUGAAAUUAUAUGUGACGAUAGGUGUAACCGUUGUCAGUUCGGUGUUAGAUAUUACAUUAUGUAUGAGCUACUAGUCUGUACGAGCAUUAGUGUUUCCAGAUGUGUCAUCGGCGCCAUAUUUGGCUUAAAUGUUUGGAUAUUUUGGUAUCCUAAUAAGGCUUUCUCAGUCUAGCAUAUUGACAGAAAAGAGAAAGGGAUAUCUAAGGGCAAACAAGUAAGUUAGGUCUGGCGUCGACUCAGUUGUGAAUGUUUGAAUUAAGUGUCAAAUACAUUUCCACUUAGCUUAAAGUCAUUAGCUAUCGUUCCUAAAUUCGUUUAUGGCUUGCCUUAGUAACCGAAGCUUUACUGGGCUUAACGAGAUCUUUAGUUAACAAAUCUGCAGAUAUUUACAAGUUAUUUCUAAAGUUAGCCCACCAUGCUAUUUAUCACCUAAUUCUAAGUAUCGGUCGUUUUCUUAGAAUACACUAAGUGAUAAGGCUGCCAUUGAUGUAAU
Molecule: messenger RNA, 3803 nt
Organism: Aricia agestis (brown argus)
Lineage: Eukaryota; Metazoa; Arthropoda; Insecta; Lepidoptera; Lycaenidae
Exons: 5
Coding region: 311-3055 (914 amino acids)
Source: RefSeq, a predicted model, not a curated record